AUGUCGCCCGUUGAUCCAGUCUCUCCAACCUCACCUAUGGACAUCUCGCCAGGUACUCCCACAGCCACCCAGCAGCAAUUCAGGUUUCCUGCACCACCAGUCAUUUCACCCAGUUUGCACUUACCAAAGUUGGUCACCAGUUUCCAGAAUUCUGGUAGAAAUGCUAGUGAAUUAAGGAGAAUGUCAGCACAAUUUCAGCUGCCUACGCCAUCACCUCUGAGUCUAGGUCUGACACCACUUACUGCCAUUCACCGCAGGGGUUCCACUCCAUCAGUCAGACAUGGUACAGCCAUAAACCCUGAUAAUCUAUUCUCCUCGACAGCAACCUCAGCUCCCGGCGCUUUGCCUCCGCCAUAUUCGGAUCUGCCACCUGUUAGUCCGUUGGCGUCGAGACGGGUUCCAGCCCUUCGGAGGCAGGAUGCCAUGGAAGGUCUCAAAGAUAUCCAGGGUGAGGUCAGCAGCCCAAUUAUCCUGCAAGUCAUUAGCCUACCACUGAGAGUGAGUACGAGACGAUCGUCAUCACCACAAGCGCCAUCCGCAGAAGUACAAGCUCAACAUGUUGAAGACCUCAACGAGGAGCUUGCCUCCUACGCAACAUCCAACGCCCCGCGAAAAUAUAGACGAAUUCUACCGAAAGACCAGGCAGGUAUCGAACCACAAACAACAGGCGUCAGACUUCGCUCUCCUAUCCACAAACGUCGCCAUCGUCGCAACCACAGUCGCAAUUUCUCACAUUCAUUACCUGUAGGGAUCAGGGUCGCACGCAAACCGACUCCCGAACAAAUCCACUAUGCCAGGGUAGUCAACCACUACGCCACCGAACUCGUCCCUCUGAUCAGCGUGCGUACUGGCGAAGCACAUCCGGAUUUUCCUAGCUCUUUGCUCCAAUACCACCUCCUAACCCACGACCAGCUCGACAGUCUUGCUCGUCAUUACCACCAGACCAUCGAUGCUGGAGAUGAGCGGUGGGACUACCCGUGCCCGAUCGCCUGGGGUAAGGUCUGGUGUGGGAACAACCCAGCUCCUACGACCUCUCUACCCAACCAGUCAAGACGACAUCUAGUUGACUUGAACACCAAGAGACGCCGCUUCGGUCGCUUCAUCGGACUCAAGGUCGAGAGUAGUCCUGUCCAAUCCCCUCGAGAGGCACAAGAGCAGGGUGAGGGUCUUGUGGAGCGAAUGGAACGAGAAUGGAGGGAAUCACUGAGACGUGUUGAGGAUGAACAUAAAUUGAGGGGGAAGAUGUGGGGACGACGGGGAUUCUGA
Molecule: messenger RNA, 1266 nt
Organism: Lithohypha guttulata
Lineage: Eukaryota; Fungi; Ascomycota; Eurotiomycetes; Chaetothyriales; Trichomeriaceae
Exons: 1
Coding region: 1-1266 (421 amino acids)
Source: RefSeq, a predicted model, not a curated record